CAAACACUUUGUUCGUUUUUGGCCUUGAGCUAUAUUCUUACGCGAACAUCUACACAUUCUCAAUAUGUCUACCCCUACUCCUCACCAUGUUGGAGCACCAUCACUAGAAUUGAAGCUUGAUGAUAAAAAAAAGAUGGAAAUCAAACCCAAAGACCUCAGCAUCGUCUGGGGCAAAGACAAUCGAUACUGGAGCGUCCCGGAUGAUGGGACCGCGGCAGAGCUGUACCAGGUGUCGUGGCUGGAGGUGACGGGUUGCGUGAGCAAAACCGAACCGGGUAAGGAGUACGAAGUCGGGUUUAAACUAUCGUUCACGGCGGAUGCAUUCGGGUGGAGCGGCUCUCCGGUUUACAUUUUGGUGAAGAGAGGGAAAACCGCCAAAUUCAAAGGGCAUAAGUUCUCCCUCGACACCUCAAAAGAGAGCGAGGAAAUCAAGGCCAAGAUUGAUCCAAUCGAUAAUAUAACCACAGAUGAAGCUGAAGACGAAAAUUCAAAGGUUUAUUUUGGUUUGUAUGAAGUUUGGCGUGGCAAGUGGAAAGGAGGCCUCAGGAUUCAUCAUGCUUUUAUACAAGAACUCAAUUGAUUAUUUUAUCAUCAUAUGUUAAUAAUACAUUAAUAAAGGACCAUCAAAUGAUUUAUGUAUACUUGGAAACUACUUGCUAAUUUAAUAAAAUCUUAGUACAAUUUCAAAUGUUAAA
Molecule: messenger RNA, 695 nt
Organism: Salvia hispanica
Lineage: Eukaryota; Viridiplantae; Streptophyta; Magnoliopsida; Lamiales; Lamiaceae
Product: protein PHLOEM PROTEIN 2-LIKE A9-like
Molecular function (GO): carbohydrate binding
Source: RefSeq, a predicted model, not a curated record